Messenger RNA from Mesorhabditis spiculigera, 546 nucleotides. The record is from the annotation of a GenBank genome assembly. NCBI's taxonomy places the organism in Eukaryota, Metazoa, Nematoda, Chromadorea, Rhabditida, Rhabditidae.
GUAGCUCAAGUCGCUUCGAAUCUCAUCCCGAUGGCGUUGCUGAACCAGGCGGUCGCGCCAAGGAGAGUGGCCGCUCCUGGACCUAUCCACCACACGCCUAUCAACGGAAAGUUUAGAUAUUCCCCAAUGGCCGGCUUGGCUCCAGCAGCAGCCCCUGUCCAAGACAUCUUCACCGCUAACGCCCUCAUGCAAUUGGCCGCCGUCUCUUUUCCCCAAAUGACGGCCGCCGGCUUCCCCGGACUUACCGCGCCCCUCGGAGCACCAGCCGUAGACCUGACGUCUAGUCAAUCCGGCUUCUGCCUGUUCGUCUACAACCUUGGCCCGGAUGUGGAAGACUCGGUCCUUUGGCAGCUGUUUGGGCCGUUCGGUGCCGUGGCCAGUGUCAAGAUAAUCCGCGACUUUGCCACCGGCAAGUGCAAGGGGUACGGGUUCGUGACGAUGGUCGGCUACGAGGAGGCCAUCAACGCGAUAGCCGCCUUGAAUGGAACGACAUUACAAGGCAGAACACUGCAGGUCAGCCUGGCACCCGCCCUGCCUGGCCUCAUG